Molecule: messenger RNA, 3847 nt
Organism: Meleagris gallopavo (turkey)
Lineage: Eukaryota; Metazoa; Chordata; Aves; Galliformes; Phasianidae
Source: RefSeq, a predicted model, not a curated record
CUCUGUGUUACAGCAGGGAGGAUUCUGCUCCAGAGCCACUCCUGUGCCCGUCUGCUCACUGCUCCUGCCGCAGGCUGCAUUCUCUGAACCUGUCUUCAACCAGUCAAGAUGAGAAUAAGUGGUACCCUGAGCAAGCAGAGGAGGUACAGAGGCUUGUUCUCAAGAGGAACAUGGUUCUUUUCUUCCUAUCCUGAAAUGGAGCUUGAAUCUAUGACAGUAAAUGUAACCAUCCAGGACUUUGUGGCUGAUGUGGUAUCUGAGAUGUUCUUCUGCAAUAAGCAGCAAAUCUCUAGGGAGAUCAUGUUCAUCUUUCCUGUGGACUCUGACACUGUUGUACACACCUUCCAUGCCACUAUGGGGGACACUCGUGUUGAAGCAAUGCUCUGGGACAAGAAGGAGGCACAGCAGCUGUACAAAGCCACUCCAGGCAUGGAAAAUUUGAGAUAUCUGCAGGAUCAGUGGGAUCUUUGGGGUCCAGUGUUCGCUUGUUUUUUGGGGACUGUGCCUCCUAAUGGAGAGGUGGCCAUCAGCCUGUGCUAUGUCCAGGAGCUUCCACUGCAUCCUGAUGGAGCUGCCAAGUUUUGCUGGCCAAAGAAGCUAUUUCCCCAACAAAAAUUCAUCAGACAGUACCUAUCUGAAGAGGAGAUAUCAGAAAAUCUGUACUUCAGAAUCCGUCUGCAGUCAGCCCGUGGUGUGUCACAUAUCGAUGUUAACAGCAGCUGCACCCCUCUGCAGUACACAGCUCCAGAUUGGACAUCUGCUGAGGUUUCAUUGAAAUCAUCACCCUGUCUCUCUGAUAAAUUGGAAUUGUUGGUGUAUUAUGGAGGACCUCACAAUCUCAGUGCUGUGGUGGAGAGCAGAGACCCCAAAGCUGCACCUGGUUCUCUGCUGGGGGACCCUGUGGUGAUGGUGACACUGAAACCCAGCAUUCCUGAAGUGAUGCCCAGCCCAGGCCAUCUUGGGGAAUUCCUCUUUCUCAUGGACUGCAGUCUCUACCAGGAUGCACAGAACACACUGCUCUUCCUCCUCAAGAGUUUGCCUCUGGGUUGCUACUUCAACAUCUACAGUUUUGGGGCCACUUUCAAAGUCUUCUAUCCGCAAAGUGUGGAAUACACGCAGGAAACCAUGGACAAUGCUGUGGGACGCAUCUCUUCCAUCUGCCCUGAUCUUGGGGGCUGUGAUCUCCUGGGUCUCCUAAGGUCUAUCUACAGCACCCCUCUCCUUCGUGGACUUCCUCGCCAGCUCUUCAUAUUCAUCCAAAGGAAGGUCUCCAGUGAAGAGCAAGCUAUCAUGGCUGAGGUUCACCGUUACCGGGACUACCAUCGGUGUUUCUGUUUUCCUACAGACAAGUGUGAGAGCUUUUACAUUUCCCAGGCCAUUGCUCUGGAGACCAAAGGCAAAUGUGUGUGCAUCCACUCCAAGAUGACCAUGACAUCCGAGGCAGUGAAAUGCCUGCAGCAGGCCCUGCAGCCCCUGGCAAGUGAGAUCUCACUACACUGGGACCUUCCACCAGGCUUGGAGGUGACAGUGAUCAGAAAAGCUCCUGAGAGGAUCUUCCAGGGACAUCAGAGCAUCAUCUAUGCCCAGAUCCAUGGGCAAGCACAGGAUCCAGAGGCGGAUGUGGCAACUGUGACCCUUCAGUAUCGUGUGGGCAGCCAGCCCUUUCAUUACACACUCAGGUUCUCAAUGUCCCCAUCAGCAGAUGACAGGUUUCCUGUGCACCGCAUAGCCAUGAUGCAUCUGCUGUGGAAACUGGCCUGGCAGGAGACAAGCAAGUCAGAAAUGGAAGACAUCUGGCACAGUGCAGUUAAGCUCAGCCUCAGCCUGGGGGUCCCCUCUGCCUUCACAUCAGUUGUGGCAGUACGCAUGGAACAGAGGGAUACUGGGCACCGUGAUUCUUUGCUUGCAGAUCCUUCCAUGCUUCUUUCUCCCUCUUGCAAUCUGGUUCCCUGCCAGCUCCUCUGGUUGUGUGGCUCCAGACCUGUAUGGUUCAAGUCCACCAAAUUUUGGAUAGUCCAGAAGUUCCAGCUCUGUCUCGAGACGCUGAGUCCGAAGGCCUCUCACACUGAGGUAUUGUCCCAGCUUUCAGCACACUGUAAAGAGCAGGAGUCUUCCCCUGAAGAGCAGAUGAUGGAAGAACCAACAGCUUUUAACACCAGUUGGGACUGGACAAUUUCACCACUGUCAACAAAACUGUGUAACUUCUCGAGUAUCAGGGUAGUAGUGGCACUCCAGAAAGCAAAUGGGUCCUGGGCCCUCACCUCAGCCCUGAUCUCUGCCUUGGGGCUCAGGAAGGCUGAUGUUGAGGGACAAAGUCUCAGUAAGGAUGUGAAGCCAGUUUUGGCCACAGUUUUGGCCUUAGUGUGGUUGCACCAGUAUAAAUGGAGAGUAUCCUGGUCAGAACUUCUGGAGGCCAAAGCUCGUAGGUGGCUGUGGGACAGAACUGAGUUCCAUCUGGAUGAAUGUCUGGAAGCAGCGAAUUCCCUCCUAGGCUGUUUUGUAGAGCCCAUCAUCUUCAGGAUCUGAACUUCCCCAUGCUACAGGGGGUGGGCAAGGGAUACAGCCAGGACAGCUGAUGAACAGAAGGGGGGGGAGGGAGGAGAGGAGGGGAAGAACUUGGAGAAGUUAGGGAUGGGGUCAGGGGAUGUUGUCUUUUAAGGUAAAAGCUGCUUAGAAAUUAACUGGAUGAUUACUUGUGGAAGAUGGUGAUUAUCUUUACAUCAGAAGUUAUUACCUAUACAUAAUUCAUGGGGUUUUUUUUCCUCUUUCCUCACUUACUAAACUGUCUUUAUCUCAACAUGAGUUCUUUUGCUUUUGAUCUUUCUAUUCUCUUCAUCAUGCUGCUGUGGGAGUGAGGGAACUGAAACGUGUAUGUUCUGUGUAAACCUAAGGAAAAAUUUAUGCAGAAUAUGUGAAUCUGCACACUCUAUGCCAUGCCAGCCCUGGCCAUUAUGAAGCUAUGUAGAGAUCCUCAGUUUACAGUAUGAGCCAAGGAUCAGCACAGUCCACACAGCACUAUCCCAAAACUAGGAAAUAAAUAGUAAAAAGAUGCAUUCCUUAAACAUAGGGCCAAGUAAAAAGUUUUCGUAACUAGUAAGCUGCCACAAAAUGUCCAGAGCAAAACAUCCAUAUGCAGACAGCUUCAUGGGAAUGAAAACUGACCUGCGAUAACUCCCUGUAUGGUAACUACUGAGUCACAGCCUCAACCACUGAUUGAGCACUUGGGCAAAAGUCCCAGUCAGCCCUGGGAGCACAGGUGAAAGCAAUUUACCUGUGUGACAGGAAGGGGUGGAGCCUGGCUGCACCUCUCUUAGACCUCAUUUAAGGGCUGACUGUGACCAACUGCUGACUGCUAUCUCUUCUUGGAUAUUCCUCAGUGAAGCUUUCAUUUGCAAACCUAGAUUCUUCAGGUACAGGUCCCUGUGCCCAGACAGAGCAGAUGUCUAACAGCAGCUCCACCACUAAGUUCCUUCUCCUGGCAUUCACAGACACACGGCAGCUGCAGCUCCUGCACUUCUGGCUCUCCCUGGGCAUCUACCUGGCUGCCCUCCUGGGCAAUGGCUUCGUCAUCACAGCUGUAGUCUGUGAUCAUCAUAUGCACACUCCCAUGUACUUCUUCCUCCUUAACCUUGCCUUCUGUGAUCUGGGCUCCAUCUCCACCACUCUUCCCAAAGCCAUGUCCAACUUCCCCUGGGACAGUGGGGCCAUCUCAUACACAGGAUGUGCUGCACAAGUAUUUUUUCUCUUUAUCUGUACUACAGCUGAGUGUGCUCUUCUUACUGUCAUGUCCUGGGAUAAUCCUCAUGGGAUUGUCACCAGCAGAGACCAGCCUAGCAUGGUAACAGUG